Messenger RNA from Vitis riparia (riverbank grape), 2225 nucleotides. Its product is annotated as protease Do-like 2, chloroplastic. The transcript is spliced from 21 exons. Gene Ontology annotation, molecular function: serine-type endopeptidase activity; protein binding. Bases 72 to 1892 code for a protein of 606 amino acids. NCBI's taxonomy places the organism in Eukaryota, Viridiplantae, Streptophyta, Magnoliopsida, Vitales, Vitaceae. Gene Ontology annotation, biological process: proteolysis. The record is from RefSeq and is a predicted model, not a curated record.
GCAGACAAGCGGAUAAGAAAUAUCCGAGAGCAGCCACCAUCCUCACCCUCCUCCUCCGCCCAGCUGCUCAAAUGGCGGUUGCAGCCACCACUUGCUCUUUCUCUUCUCUCGCCUCCGCCUACACUUCUCGCUAUUCUUCCAUUUCCUCCCACCGCCGCCACCUCUCCACCUUCUCCUGCAGAUCCGCUCCCAAAGCCAUCAGCCGCAGCAACAAGGGAGCUUCGUCAUCGCCCAAUAAGCCUCCCAAACAGUUUGGUGGUGGAUCGGGAGAGGAUGAGAAGAGACGAACUCAAUCCUCGCCGUUCAAAUCGUUUGGAGCCCAGUCCCAGAGAAAGGACAAGAAGGGGGUUUCCUUUGACUUGAAAGAGCAGCAGCAGGUUGAAACAGGGAAUCUUCAAGAUGGAGCUUUUCUUAAUGCUGUGGUGAAGGUUUACUGCACCCACACUGCGCCUGAUUAUUCCCUUCCUUGGCAAAAGCAAAGACAAUAUACGAGUACUGGAAGUGCUUUCAUAAUUGGGGAUGGGAAACUUUUGACAAAUGCACAUUGUGUUGAACAUGCUACCCAGGUCAAAGUGAAGAGAAGGGGAGAUGAUACAAAAUAUGUGGCUAAGGUUUUAGCACGAGGUAUUGAAUGUGAUAUAGCUUUGCUUUCAGUAGAAAGUGAAGAAUUCUGGAAAGGAACUGAGCCACUCAAUUUUGGACGCUUGCCACGUCUUCAGGAUGCAGUAACUGUAGUGGGAUAUCCGCUUGGAGGAGAUACUAUUUCGGUUACAAAAGGGGUGGUAUCGCGCAUAGAGGUUACAUCUUAUGCUCAUGGUUCAUCUGAUUUGCUGGGCAUUCAAAUUGAUGCAGCAAUAAAUCCUGGUAAUAGUGGUGGUCCUGCGUUCAAUGACCAGGGGGAGUGCAUUGGAGUUGCAUUUCAGGUUUUCAGAUCUGAGGAUGUUGAGAAUAUUGGAUAUGUGAUUCCAACUACAGUUGUGUCUCAUUUUUUGGAUGACUACGAGAGAAAUGGGAAGUACACUGGUUUUCCUUGCCUUGGAGUAUUGUUGCAAAAGUUGGAGAAUCCUGCACUACGUUCUUGCCUAAAAGUUCAGUCGAAUGAGGGUGUACUGGUGCGGAGAGUUGAACCCACUUCUGAUGCAAACAAUGUCUUAAAGGAGGGGGACGUGAUUGUAAGCUUUGAUGGUGUUCAUGUAGGCUGUGAAGGAACAGUGCCAUUCCGGUCAACUGAGCGCAUUGCAUUCCGUUACCUCAUAAGUCAAAAAUUUACAGGUGAUGUUGUAGAGGUGGGAAUUAUCAGAGCUGGUGCUUUUAUGAAAGUUCAAGUAGUUUUAGAUCCGCGUGUACAUUUGGUUCCGUAUCACAUUGAAGGAGGUCAACCUUCAUAUCUAAUAAUUUCUGGUUUGGUGUUUACCCCCCUCUCGGAACCACUUAUAGAGGAGGAGUGUGAAGACACAAUAGGAUUGAAACUACUGACAAAGGCACGCUAUUCUUUGGCAAGAUUUAAAGGGGAACAAAUUGUGAUCUUAUCUCAGGUUUUAGCAAAUGAAGUAAAUAUUGGGUAUGAGAAUAUGAGCAAUCAGCAGGUUCUGAAGUUCAAUGGGACAUGGAUUAAAAACAUUCAUCAUCUGGCACACCUUAUUGAUUCUUGUAAAGACAAGUAUUUGGUUUUUGAAUUUGAAGACAAUUACCUUGCUGUUUUGGAAAGAGAGGCUGCUGCUGCAUCCUCUCCUUGCAUUCUCAAAGAUUAUGGAAUACCGUCUGAAAGAUCUUCUGAUCUGUUAAAACCAUACAUGGACUCCUUGGGAGAUAACCGAUCAAUAAAUCAAGAUUUUGGAGACAUCCCAGUCUCAAAUUUGGAAAUUGGUUCUGAUGGACUCCUGUGGGCAUAAUCACCAUAACUUGAAAGGUCAACCUGAAGCUUCCCUUUGCAGCCACAACUGCACCACAGCCACAGCUUGCAGGCUGUACAAAGACCGAUUGGUAGCAUCACAGCUUUUAUUGACCCUUUGUGCCAUUAUGAAUAACAUGGGCUGUAACCUUAAAAAUUUUCUACAGCCUUUUUUUUCAAUACAUUUUGGGAGAGUGUAGAUGUGUGCAGAAGCAGCUGCAGUUCGGCUUGAAAGCAUUGUUGUAUUGAUGUUGGGUCCUCUGGAAAUGGUACUUAUUUAAGUAUUUUUAUGAUUCUGUCCAAAGAGGAAAUAAAAAUACACCAAAUUUUCUCA